This is a messenger RNA of Sphenostylis stenocarpa, 771 nucleotides long. Lineage: Eukaryota; Viridiplantae; Streptophyta; Magnoliopsida; Fabales; Fabaceae. The record is from the annotation of a GenBank genome assembly.
AUGAUUUUACUACCUGCAGAUGGCCUAAAAACAAUUGAAGGGAGGAUCAAAUCAGGGAAUCUGAUUCUCUUUAAUAAGUCUGUGGUGUUCGAAGUUAAGGGAGUAAGACGAUAUCCUACAUUCUUUGCCAUGUUAGAGGCAGAGAGCCUUGGAAAAGUUCUUCCAGGAGUUGAAAGUGGUGAAGAAGGUGUAAAAGUCUACCGGAGGUUUUACACAGAGGAGAAGGAACAUGAAAAUGGUGUUCUUGCAAUCAUUGUUUCAAAAUUCAGUCCUCAACCAAACGAUUCUUUGGCUAGCUUAUUUUGUGGAUUAAGCUAUGAUGGUGUUCAAGGCCUUCUAGGUCUGAUGCAGACCACAGGGACAAUUUCUGAUGCACUUCCUCCGCCAAUAUCAACUCUAUUUGCUUCGUUUAAUUUUCCCUGCAAUCCAAAUGAAAUUGGACUGACUCUUGGAGCUCGUGCAUUGGCCAAGCAUGCUUGUAGGAGUAGCAGUGGUUAUUGGGGUUCUCUGAAUGGAAACGAUUCUAAUAAAAAUAGGCUUGCAAUGGAUGUUAUUAACCGCUUAAUAGCACAUUGUUGUUGGCUGAAUGUGCACAUUGUCCCACCACAUGGAGUUGUCUUUGAAAUAAGGGUUGCUGAUGGAUAUGGUGCACGCUGGACACAAGAUGGAAGUAAGUUUAUUGGAUUUUUAGAACCCUACAUGCUAGAUGGUCACUCAAAGGAAGGAAGCACUAGUAAUGCUAGCCAGACCACAGCAACUGCACCUUUGUAA